AUGUCUCCUGUUCAGCAGAGCCGCCAGGACCCUAUUGUGAUGGUCAUUGAUUUUCACCAUGCUAGGGGUCCUGAGAUUGAAUUAUGCAUUGGAAACGAGAGAACCGAUCCCGCAGCAGAGAAUGACUGGUCUCUAUUGCCAUUCAUGGCACUAUCCGACGGAGCGCAUGCAUCAACCGAAGAAUUCUCCUACUUCACUCUCCGUCGCGUCGAGACACCCACAGAACCCGCAACCUCGCUCUUCGGUAUCGCCUGCUCCAGACAGAUAGAUUCGAAUAUCCUCCUCUACAGACCCCCCGAUGUGACAAGGUCGACGGUGCAAAAGGCCGUUGUCGUCGUCACGGAUAGUCCGCAGCGUGUUGGGCAGUUGAGGGAGAAAUUGUCGGUUGUGACGUCAGCGUGGUUUGCGCAGCGGAAUUUUUCGGAUGUUGAUAUCUUGAGGAAAUUCCGUGAGGGCCUCGUUAUUAGCCUCAAAAGUGAUGAGGCGAAGAACGAUCAGAACCUUGGGCUCUCGCUGCGAGAGAUGAUUCACGAAUUCAAAUAUCAGACCCUGGUCUUGUUCAAGGCUCUGCUUCUGCAACCAAAGAUGCUCUUUUUUGGCUCGCGUUGUGAGCGUCUAUGCAUGAUCCAAUUCUCUUUGAUCUCCCUGAUACCCGGCCUCUUGAAUCAUCUCGAAGACUGCGCAGACCCAGCAUUCGACAGCUACACACAGACUGCCGAGAAGCCAACGUCACUUAGAACCAGUGAGAGGAGCUCUUUGCUAGCAUAUACAGGUUUGCCUCUGCAGAUAUUUGGAAAGGGCAGCAUGUUCGGUCCUUAUACACCGCUCCAGCAGCUGGAUCUGCUGGCAGAUUCCGGUACCAAGUCCUACGUGGUUGGGUCGACAAAUUCGCUUCUUCUACAACAGAAGGAUCGUUACAGUGAUAUUCUAAUUAAUCUUGACGAAGAUACUGUUAAUAUUCUAUCUCCCUCUUUCCGGAACGCACUCUCCCUUUCCGCAGCGGACAGGCGCUGGAUCGAUUUCCUGACACAAGUCAUCAACGAGACCUGGGACGAUGCUCAUCCGCAACGACCCAAAACCCACGGCUACAUGGGGUCAGAAGAAUUUAUCCGACUACAAUUCGAAGAGUACCUGCUUGCACUACUUUCCUGCAUGAAAUACCACGAAGACCUCAACUCCUUCAACGCAGGCGAAACAGGGGCAAAAAGCAAGGCACAACUAGAAGCAUUCAACAUCGAAGGCGACCCAGCCUUAGAAUUCAAUGCUGAAUUCCUCGCACACUGGCAAACAACACCAAACUACGCUCUCUUCAAACGACUCACUUCCGACGCGCUCCUCUUCUCAAUCGUGGAACCCCGUCACCCUUGCGCCGGCGGCCUCACAAUCGAAGACGUCCAACGUCGACUCUCCCAACAAGUCGCGGAACUCCACCUCGACGACCGUGUCCGCGAAGGCAGGGAAGCAAUAAACCGACACCUCUCCACGGGCCAAAAGAAAGUCAGCGCCGUUUUCAACAGCUUCUGGUCAGACAUCGACGCAAUGCGCGAAGCACAGCGGAAAAAGAAUGAAGAGAAAGAAAAGGCCUCCCAGUCGCAACGCUCCUCUCUGGAACGAAUCAACUCCCCGCCGCUUAAUGCCUCAGACACAGCCUCGAUAACGUCUAGCACCGGCACGGGAUCUACAUCAUGGUUCGCAAACCGCAAAGCCCCCACCGUCGAUGUCGCUCAGGCGCAAGCCUCCGUCAGUGCCGCAGGCCAGAAAGCAGGCGCAUAUCUGAGCUCGUGGGGUAGCUGGGCCAGCGAAAAGAAAAAAGAAUGGCAAGAGAAGAAGACUUCGGCCCCAUCCUCCCCAUCUCCAUCGUCAUCUUCCCCUACCACCGCUGCGGCAAUCACAUCGCCCUCCACACCAGCACUAGGCAGCAUCACAGAAGCCCCCACCGAAUCCGACCGCGGCCGCACCCGCUCCAUGCCACGCUACAGCGAAGACUCAGCCAGUACGCUCUCCCGGAGCGGAAGUCGCCGAAAGCGGUGGAGCAAUAUCCUGCUGCGACGGGAUAGUGGGGAAUUCAGCCUCUCGCCUAGUCGGAAGGACGAUAGUAAUGAGAGUAGUGAGGGGGAGACGACGUAUCCGAAGUCGCCUUUGUCGAGGGAAGCCCCGAUGUUGGGCGAGGAUCUGGAGAAGUCGACGACGGCUGAUACAUUGAGUGCCCAGUCUGUGGGGGCGAGGCAUAAGGCGGAGAAUGUCAAGGCGAAGGCGGAGGCUGAACAUACGAAUGGUCCUUCGUCGGAUUCGUCAAGAAAGGAACCCCCUGAGAAAACACCAUCUGCCACAUCGUUGCAGGAAACAACAGGAAACUCUCACGCGAAUGAAGUGAAGGAUACCACUGAAACGCUGCAUGCAUCUUAA
Molecule: messenger RNA, 2406 nt
Organism: Aspergillus chevalieri
Lineage: Eukaryota; Fungi; Ascomycota; Eurotiomycetes; Eurotiales; Aspergillaceae
Gene: AVL9
Product: putative Avl9 protein
Exons: 10
Coding region: 1-2406 (801 amino acids)
Cellular component (GO): cytoplasm
Source: RefSeq, a predicted model, not a curated record